AUGUUCAUGUUCAAGUUAUUUGGCUUUUUCACAGCGUUUGGAUUCUUUUCUGGAUGCAUCGCGAACUCCCUCUUCAUCUUCAUCACAAUUAAAUAUAUUAAAAACAUAUCAGUACCAUAUAAACGAAUGAUCGUUGUCUUCGCUGCCCUGGGACUCAUGUUUUCGGGCUUUGAAGCUAUUUCAAAACCAUUCACCCACAACUACAAUGGUACGCUAUUGUACUUCAGCGCUACCAAUUUUCAAUUACCAAUUAAUAUCAGCAAUGCCUUCAUAACGGUGUGGUCGUGCUUUUAUCUAACAACUUUCUCAUUUAUAUCCGUCCUGUUCAUAUACAGAUAUUUAUGCUUAUUUGACAGUUCAAAAACCAGGUUUUUUGAAGGAUUCAAAGGCGGCUUAUGGAUGUUGUAUCCUUUACUACCAGGAAUUUGCUAUGCUAGCACUAUAAAGUAUUUAUGUGCACCUAAUGAUUAUACAGAUGAAUAUGUCAGAGACUCUGUAGCAGAGAAUUAUGGAUUAAAUGUAUCUGAACUCGCUAGGUUCUCAUUAACACCUUAUAAUUCUGAUGGCUCUGUUAUACAUACUAGUAUAAUAUUCCUUUUGAUCGCAUCAUCUCUCAUCAAUUUUCAUUUCUCCAUCAUCAUAUUCUGCAGUCUAAAAAUGCAUUUCAACAUGAAGAAGGAAUUGGAAAAGUUCUCUGUCCAGAACCAAAAUUUACAACGGCAAUACUUCAUUGCACUUGUCAUACAGGCGUUAGUACCAACAAUGUUUCUGAUAACACCUGCCGUGCCAAUCUUGAUAGCUCCAUUUUUGGCACCAAUCGUUGGAAUUGAAGUGGAUUGGCAGUCUGGGAACCUGUAUUCGCUUGUUGGAUUUUAUCCGCCGUGUGAUUGUAUUUCAGUCGCACUAGUUGUUUCCGAGUAUAGAAAUAUUAUUAAAAAUAAAAUAUCAAUGUGUUGUAAGAACAAUGCACAAGUCUCCGUGAUAAAUUCACUUUGA
Molecule: messenger RNA, 996 nt
Organism: Caenorhabditis elegans
Lineage: Eukaryota; Metazoa; Nematoda; Chromadorea; Rhabditida; Rhabditidae
Gene: str-66
Product: Seven TM Receptor
Exons: 3
Coding region: 1-996 (331 amino acids)
Source: RefSeq, marked reviewed